GAAUUUGCUAUGUGACGUCCGUUGCUUUUAAUAGUGACUACCUACACUAAUCAAACUGCUCAUAUGCAGUCGGGACUGGAGUUUGGUAAUUUAUGAUACCAAAAUGACUUCCAGUGAAGAUCUUUCUAAAGGAAAUACCAGUAAGCCAUCAAACACAGACGAUGAGGAUGUCGGUAUCCCAAACUUGGGAUUUCAGCCGUACCCAGAAGAACACAAAUCUGAUAAUACAUCUGGAAAUAAACGAGCGGACGAACCUAGUGGAUUAGGGAAAUACAACUACAAACCGUUUCUUCCAUGUGCACCCAGAAAUCCGGAAAAAGCCAGAAUUGAUGAUUCAGGAUUCUUUUCACUGAUGUUUAUGUCAUGGGCAUCACACACUGUUAUGAAAGGUUUUAAAAAGCCUUUACAAUCAGAGGAUCUUGAUAAGCUUUCUCCAUAUGAGACCAUGGAAUACAACGGACAAAGAAUCAAACGACUGUGGGACUACGAGGUUGAUAAAGUUGGAUUAAAGAAUGCAUCGCUCGGGAAGGUAGUAUGGAGAGCCGUUCGAACAAGGCUGAUAUUUGGUGUUAUAAUGUUUGGCAUGUCACAAUUGUUUACUUUCCUAGGACCGGCUUUGUUUAUUCGGUUUAUUCUGGAAUAUUUAGAAAACAAAGAUUCGUCGUCUGUUGAGUAUGGGAUUGCCCUGGUGCUUGGUCUGUUGCUGAUGGAGUUAAUUCGUACUUCGUUCUUGUCCUUGAGUUUUUUCCUUAACAUACGAACAGGAACUCGAGCAAGAAGUAUGAUUUAUGCAUUACUUUACGAGAAGUUGACUCGAUUGCGGAAUGUUGGAGAUAAGAGUAUUGGAGAGUUUGUCAACAUUUGUGCGUCUGAUGCUCAAAGAGUUUACGAGGGUGUAUCCUUUAGCAACUUUCUUGUUGGUGGUCCUAUUGUUAUCUUAAUGGCUGUUAUUUAUACGACGUAUUUAAUUGGGCCUGCAGCGCUGGUCGGCUGUGGUUUGUUUUUAUUGGUUUAUCCCGUUCAAGUAACCGUCGCAAGGCUUGCUGGAAAACUACGUGGAAAGGUCGUCAGGAUAACAGAUAAAAGGGUUCGAUUGAUGAGCGAGAUGUUGAAUUGUAUCAAGCUUAUCAAAAUGUACGCGUGGGAGAAUUCAUUUGAAAAAUCAAUAGUUGAGAAGAGAGUGUCCGAGCGUAAAGCGCUGACGAAGUCAAGUCUUCUUCAAGGCAUAAACAUGUCUAUUGCUCUAAUUAUACCAACCAUUGCAACUGUAUCAACCUUUAGUGUUCAUGUAGCAACCGGUCAAGACCUUACUUCAGCACAGGAGUUUGCAACUCUCAUAAAAGUGUUUCUUCACGAAGUUGAAGAGGAACUUGAGGAACAGUCCAAACUUGCUGAAGACGAAGAUCUUACACAAUUUUUGGAGCGUGCUCGUUCAAAUAGCACAUGGUCAACAGCCUCCGCUGAAGACGUUCUGCAGAUAUUUAAUCGCCAGCUAAGCAUUAAUCGAAGCUUCCCCGAUGCUAGCACCGAUGAAGGUUUUAUUAGUCAAAAGUUUACACCAGUUAGAAAUAGCCAGCGAUCAAGCUUUCGUAGCAAUUUGGAACCUUUCAAAAGACAAAUGAGUAUUGAUUCUGCCCCAAGAUCCAGCUUUCGUAGCACUAUGGAGAACUUUAAACGGCAAAUGAGCACUGAUUCAGCUCCAGAUCCCGAUGUUUGUCCCACGCCACAUGUUCCGGAACAGCCCAAAGAAGAUAAUGACGUCCCUAAGUCACGUGAAGAAGCUGGUAAACUGACUCAAUCAGAAGAUCGUGAAGAAGGUUCAGUUAGUUUAGCAACAUACGGCAAGUACUUCAAAGCAGCGGGAGGUUUUAUCGUUUGUUUUCUGGUGUUUCUGUUUUUCUGCCUCGCGCUGGGUAUUCAAACAUUCACCGAGUCCUGGUUGAGUUACUGGCUUGACUCUGCAGCUCGKAAGAAUUUAACUACCCCAGAAAAGUCUGGUAUUCGUUCUGACAAUCCCGACAACAACUUCUACAUAAUGGUAUUCUGCUUGGGCUCACUGGCUUUCCUUCUGGCCUUGCUCUUGAAGACUUAUGUCUUUGUCAAGCUAACCCUUAAAGCAUCUUCUAAACUCCAUGACCGUGUGUUUGCUAACGUGAUGCGAGGAACCAUGGCAUUCUUCGAUGUUACUCCAACUGGACGAAUACUAAACCGGUUCUCAAAGGAUUUAGACGAGAUCGAUGCACAGCUACCAUGGACUCUCGAAAGCUUCACACAAAACGUUUUACGUAUCAUAAUCUCAAUUGCACUUGUAGCAGUUAUGUUCCCAUGGUUCCUUGUUGCUGUAGUUCCAUUGAUGAUKAUUUUUUUCAUCUUGAAUAAGUAUUUUCGACGAUCGGUGCGCGAGCUGAAGCGCUUGGAUGGUGUUACUCGGUCGCCUAUCUUCACGCAUUUGACUGCUACUGUACAAGGUCUGUCCACUCUUCACGCGUUUGAUAAAAUGGGGGAUUUUAACAAAACAUUUAAAGUCCUGGUCGACAACAACACUUUGCCAUUCUUUAUGUAUUUCGUUUCUAACAGAUGGCUGUCGGUUCGUCUCGACAUGAUCACUGUCACCAUUACUUGUGUAACAGCUUUGCUGGUGGUACUGACAAAAGGCACGUUACCUGCAGCUUUCGCUGGGCUUGCCUUGUCCUAUGCAAUUAGGAUUACAGGUCUUUUCCAAUUCACUGUACGUAUGGCAGCAGAAACCGAGUCCAGGUUUACAAGUGUUGAAAGGAUGGCUUCUUACAUUGAAGCUGUUCCCCUCGAAGCUCCGGCAGAAAUCAAGGAGACAAAACCUCCAAAUGAAUGGCCGCAAAAUGGUACAAUCACAUUUAACCAAGUCAAGAUGCGAUACCGUCCUGGUCUUCCAUUGGUUCUCAACAAUGUGACUGGCUAUAUCCAUGGCAAUGAGAAGAUUGGCAUCGUUGGACGGACUGGUUCAGGGAAGUCAUCUCUUGGGAUUGUAUUAUGGCGUCUUGUUGAAAAUGCAGCUGGCACUAUUAAAAUCGACAAUGUUGAUAUAUCAACAAUAGGUCUACGUGAUUUACGCUCAAGAAUUUCUAUUAUUCCUCAAGACCCAGUUCUCUUCAUAGGAACCAUCAGAUAUAACCUUGAUCCUUUUGGGGAGCACCCUGAUGAAGCGAUAUGGACUGCUCUGGAACGUGCUCAUCUGAAAGAUAUGGUCAGCAAUCUACCACUUAAGCUGUUGGCUCCAGUCGUUGAAAAUGGUGAGAAUUUUUCUGUUGGUGAACGACAGCUGAUUUGCAUGGCACGAGCACUGUUGAGGAAUAGUAAGGUUCUCAUGCUUGAUGAAGCCACUGCUGCUAUCGACUCAGAAACAGAUGCGAAGAUUCAAGAUACAAUUCGAGAGUCAUUCAGCAAUUGUACACUUCUCACAAUUGCCCACAGACUUAACACAGUGUUGUCAGCGGACAGGAUCAUUGUAAUGGAAGAAGGAAAGAUAAUCGAGUUUGAGUCACCAUCCAUGCUGGCUAUUGAUCCAGACUCACAUUUUAGUAAGUUAUUACAAGCAGCAGACCUACAAAAAGCGCAAAGUGCCGCUGACAAGUCUCGCUCCAAGCAGAAAACAGAACAGCACUUGAAAGUCCCGGAUGACCCUCCACAUAAAAUUGAGCAGGAUUUCGAAGCCCCGGAUGAUGCCUCACCAGCUAAUACCAUUGUCCCAAAAAUUACUCUUGCUCAGUGCGAAGACGAUCUUGAGGAUACCCAAUUUUGAGUGUAACAAUUCAAUAUCAUAAAACGACUUGUAAGAGUAAAGAGUGCUAAUGUGACUAAAGAAACUUAGAAUACAGAAUGAGUAUCGCUACUUGGGUACCGUAGAUGGACCAUUUGUAUUGUGGACGUGAUCGGGACUGAUUGAAAGCCAUGAUGGUGGAAUGCAACUAAACGGAAAACCCGUGACGCUAAUGCUAAAAAUAUAAAUUUACAAUUUUAUGUWUAUUAUAUAAUGUGUGUAUAGCACUAAUGUAUAGCACUAAUGUAUUCAUGUACUAAUACCGAGCUAUACAUGUCAACCAGGAGGAGCCAACGUAGUUUGUUCGUCUAAAUAGCUGUUCUUGUACGAAUUUUCCAGGGAAAGGGGUUUUGAGCUACAUUAUAUACUGAUAAUCUCACAAGMAAAUGUGGCGCCCUUUCUUCUUUAAAAUAAAUUUGUUCCUGGCAAACGUUUUUAAUGUCAAAAAAGGCUUACAUAACAUUUUUAUGGUCAAAAACGGCUUAUAUUUAUUUUAGUUAGGAAAUUUUUAUUUUCUUGACAAAAAUACUUAGAAAGUAUUCCUUGCCUGGAGAGUUUUUUUUCCUGAAUUUCUCUCUGGCAACUAGUUGUGACUUAUACAGUGGCUGGGACAUAAGAACAGAUAUAUUUCUCCCAAUAACCCGUCGGCUCCUCCUACAAGUUCUUGAAGGAAAAAUUAAUAAAACUCACUUCUUCAAUGGCAAUUAGUACUUGAGAAAGCCCUAACCUUGGUAUUCUGUAUUCCACAUAUCUUUAGAAGUAUUUGAAAUUAUGUGCUUUAUCUUUUGGCGUAGUGAUCAUAGGAGCCAUAUUCAUCUCUAGCUGAUAUUUCACGAUGAAGUAUUCUCGUGUAAUAUAGGGCAGCCGCGGAGGUGUACAGAACACUUUGCGGUUGUAUAGACCUUAAAAGUCUAGCUAUCAUGUUGUAACUUUGAGUAAUGAGGUUCUUCAGUUUUGUCAUUUCAGUUGUUUUUAUGAAAUGCUAUGCUAAAGCCCUUAAAUGUUUUUAGACUUGAUAUCCAUCAGUUUAAAAGGAAUGUCGGUGGAAAUUUUCAUUUAAAACUUUAGAGAAUUUUAUAAAACAAAGUAUGAUACGCCCUCUAAAAUAUUCUACUCUUGUGUUUACUUACAGGAACGUUUAGUUCUUCAUACAUAAUUCCGUUGUCAUCGUCGAGUGAAAAAAACACGCGCCGAUGAUACCCUUGAAAUUACAAAGAAAUCAUGUAUGGAGAACUAAAAAUGAGUCUAGUACUCGGCCAGUUAAGGAUUGGAAUUCAACUGAAAUUAUUUGAUAUCGAUUUCUCACUGUAUCCUUUGUUAUUUUGCCAGACUUUGCCAGGGAAACAUUGCCUUGGUUCAAAAUACGGUUAUUAAUGUUAUUUUCCUUGAGGAAAUUAGAACAA
Exaiptasia diaphana is the source of this 5199-nucleotide messenger RNA. Its product is annotated as multidrug resistance-associated protein 5. NCBI's taxonomy places the organism in Eukaryota, Metazoa, Cnidaria, Anthozoa, Actiniaria, Aiptasiidae. The record is from RefSeq and is a predicted model, not a curated record. Gene Ontology annotation, molecular function: ABC-type transporter activity; ATP hydrolysis activity; ATP binding. Gene Ontology annotation, cellular component: membrane. Gene Ontology annotation, biological process: transmembrane transport.